AUGGCUGGAACACGUGGACAGCGGGUGGGGUGGCGGCCCGCCCUUCGGGCGUCUCUCAACGACGCUGCUCUGCGCUUUGGUGGUUCAGGCUUCCUCCACAAGCAUCCCGUUUGCAGAGCGCCUCCCUCCCUCCCUCCCGUCCCCUCAGGAUGUCUCCUCACAGCCAACCGCAGUCCUCUGCCUGGGUCUGCUCUCCAAACCCCACAUUUGAGGACCCAGGCCUUGUGUGCAAUGGUGGACACCCUCUCAGGCUUGGGGGAGCAGGGCUGGGGUCGGUACCCUCUGCGGAGGUCUCACUCCGUCCUGCCUGCCUCUGACUGGUGCUGCCUUCUCUUCCCAUCAGAGAAUGAGGCUCCCUUCCGUCCCGAUGUGAGUUUGGGAUGUAACAUCCCCAGAGAAGACGCAGAGCAGGAGGAAGAAGAGGAGGAAAUGGCAGCUUCUCAGGGGCUGCUGAUAUUCCAGGAUGUGACCAUAGAUUUCACGCAAGAGGAGUGGGAAUGCCUGGACCUCGGUCAGCGGGAACUGUACAGGGACGUGAUGCUAGAGAAUUACAGGAAUCUGGCCUGCUUGGGUCUUGUGGUCUCUAAGCCGGACCUGGUCACGUUUCUGGAGCAAAUGAAGGAUCCCUGGGAUGUAAGGAGAAUGGAGACUGCCAUAAACCCAGCUGUGUCUUCUCACGACACCCAGGGUUUGAGGUCACAAAAGCCAGGCUUAGAAGAUUUACUCCCAACAGCAAAGCUAGGAAUAUAUGAAAGCUUUCACCUUGCAAAUUUACAUUUAACCAAAGACUGGGAAUAUAUGAGGGCAUAUAAAGAGCCCAGAGCAUGUUAUGAUGGACACAACCAAGGACAUCAAUUUUCAGACAACAAUUCUAAACAUCAUAAGUGUAGGAAUAUGUUUUGUCAAAGCUCAAAUCUUACUAUUAAUACUUAUAAGAGUAUGGAUAUUGGAGAGAAGACUUAUAAUUGUUAUGAUUGUGGUAAAGUUGUUAACCAGUCUUCAAAACUUAUUCAACAGCAGAUAAUUCAGAGUAAGCAGAAACAUCACAAGUGUAAUACAUGUGGAAAAGUCUUUAGUAACUCACCAAAUCGAAGUAGAGAUAGGAAAGUUCAUACAGGAAGGAAAGAAUUCAAAUGUACAGCAUGUGGCCAAACCUUGAAUCAGAGUUCAUAUUUAACUGAACAUCUGGGAAUCCAUGCUGGGGAGAAACCAUACAAAUGUACAGAAUGUGACAACGUCUUUAUCUGCCGUUCAUGUGUUACACAACAUCAGCAAAUUCAUACUGGGGAGAGACCUUAUAAAUGUACAGCAUGUGGCAAGGCUUUUAAGCAAUGUUCAGCUUUAACUGAACAUCAGCGAAUCCCUACUGGGGAGAGACCUUAUAAAUGUGCAUCAUGUGGAAAGGCUUUUAAGCAAAGUUCAGCUUUAACUAAACAUCAGCGAAUCCAUACUAGGGAGAGACCUUAUAAAUGUACAGCAUGUGGCAAGGCUUUUAAGCAAAGUUCAGCUUUAACUGAACAUCACCGAAUCCAUACUGGGGAGAGACCUUAUAAAUGUACAGAAUGUGGCAAAGCCUUUCUCCGUUAUUCACUUCUUACUCGACAUCAACGAAUCCAUACUGGGGAAAGACCUUAUAAAUGUACAGCAUGUGGCAAAGCUUUUAUCCGUUAUUAUUUUCUUACUCGACAUCAGCAAAUACAUACUGGGGAGAGAACUUAUGAAUGUACAGCAUGUGGCAAGGCUUUUAAGCAGAGUUCAGAUUUAACUCAACAUCAGCAAAUCCAUACGGGAGAAAGACCUUAUAAAUGUACAGAAUGUGGCAAAGCCUUUCUCCGUUAUUCACUUCUUACUCGACAUCAACGAAUCCAUACUGGGGAAAGACCUUAUAAAUGUACAGCAUGUGGCAAAGCUUUUAUCCGUUAUUAUUUUCUUACUCGACAUCAGCGAAUACAUACUGGGGAGAGACCUUAUGAAUGUACAGCAUGUGGCAAGGCUUUUAAGCAGAGUUCAGAUUUAACUCAACAUCAGCGAAUCCAUACGGGAGAAAGACCUUAUAAAUGUACAGAAUGUGGCAAAGCCUUUAUCCGUUAUUAUUUUCUUACUCGACAUCUGCGAAUCCGUACUGGGGAGAGACCUUAUAAAUGUACAGCAUGUGGCAAGGCUUUUAAAGAGAUUUCAACUUUAACUCAACAUCAGCGAAUCCAUACUGGGGUGAGGCCUUAUAAAUGUACAGCAUGUGACAAGGCUUUUAAGCAAAGUUCAGCUUUAACUAGACAUCAGCGAAUCCAUACUAGGGAGAGAACUACUAAAUGUACAGCAUGUGGCAAAGCCUUUUCCCAGAGUUCAGGUCUUUCUCGAAAUCAGAGAGUUCAUGCUGCAGAGAAAUUUUAGAAAUGUAAGGAAUGUGGCAAAGGAUUUCCUCACAGCCAUCACCUCACUCACAAUCAGAGAAUUCAUACUGCAGAGAAACCCUACAAGUGUAAUACAUGUGAAAAAGUCUUUAGUAACUCACCAAAUCGAAGUAGACAUAGGAAAGUUCAUACAGGAGGGAAACAUUUCAAAUGUACAGCAUGUGGCAAAGCCUUUAAUCAGAGUUCAUAUUUAAGUGAAAAUCUGGGCAUCCAUGCUGGGGAGAAACCAUACAAAUGUACAGAAUGUGACAAAGUCUUUAUCUGCUCUUCAUGUGUUACUCAGCAUCAGCAAAUUCAUACUAGGGAGAGAUCUUAUAAAUGUGCAUCAUGUGGCAAUGCUUUUAAGCAAAGUUCAGCUUUAACUGAACAUGAGCAAAUCCAUACUGGGGAGAGACCUUAUAAAUGUACAGCAUGUGGCAAGGCUUUUAAGCAGAGUUCAACGUUAAUUCAGCAUCAGCGAAUCCAUACAGGGGAGAGACCUUAUAAAUGUACAGAAUGUGGCAAAGCCUUUAUCAAUUAUUCAUUUCUUACUCGACAUGAACGAAUCCAUACUGGGGAGAGACCUUAUAAGUGUACAGCAUGUGGCAAGGCUUUCAAUCAGAUUUCAACUUUAACUCGACAUCAGAGAAUCCAUACUGGGGAGAGACCUUAUAAAUGUUCAGCAUGUGGCAAGGCAUUUAAGCAGCGUUCAGAUUUAACUGAACAUCAGCGAAUCCAUACUGGGGAGAGACCUUAUAAAUGUACAGCAUGUGGUAAAGUCUUUAUUCGUUAUUAUUUUCUUACUCGACAUCAGCGAAUCCACACUGGGGAGAGACCUUAUGAAUGUACAGCAUGUGGCAAGACUUUUAAGCAGAGGUCAACUUUAACUCAACAUCAGCGAAUCCAUACCGGGGAAAGACCUUAUAAAUGUACAGAAUGUGGCAAAGCCUUUAUCCGUUAUUAUUUUCUUACUCAACAUCAGCGAAUCCAUACUGGGGAGAGACCGUAUAAAUGUACAGCAUGUGGCAUGGCUUUUAAGGAGAUUUCAACUUUAACUCAACAUCAGCGAAUCCAUACUGGGGAGAGACCUUAUAAAUGUACAGCAUGUGGCAAGGCUUUUAAGCAGAGUUCAACUUUAACUGAACAUCAGCGAAUCCAUACUGGGGAGAGACCUUAUAAAUGUACAGCAUGUGACAAGGCUUUUAAGCAAAGUUCAGGUUUAACUGAACAUCAGCGAAUCCACACCGGGGAAAGACCUUAUAAAUGUACAGAAUGUGGCAAAGCCUUUAUCAAUUUUUCACUUCUAACUCAACAUCAGCGAGUCCAUACUGGGGAGAGACCUUAUAAAUGUACAGCGUGUGGCAAGGCUUUUAAGCAGCAUUCAGCUUUAAAUAAACAUCAGCGAAUCCAUACUGCGGAGAGACCUUAUAAAUGUACAGCAUGUGGCAAAGCCUUUUCCCAGAGUUCAAGUCUUUCUCGACAUCAGAGAGUUCAUGCUGGAGAGAAAUGUUAGAAAUGUAAGGAAUGUGGCAAAGGAUUUCCUCACAGUCAUGACCUCACUCACAGUCAGAGAAUUCAUACUGCAGAGAAACCCUAUAAAUUAAAAAAAUGUAGAAAACUGCUUAAUCAAACAUCAAAAGUAACUCAAUACCAGAGAAUUCAUACUAGAAAGCAUGUCAUUCAUACCACUUUUGUUGAAUUACUCUCAGCAGAAACACUGGAGCGAGGGAGGGAGUCCCGGUCGCCCUUACCUCCCAGCGAUGGCGCCGUGGUGCCGCGCCCAGUCCCCCGCCUGCCGGCCGGUAGUCACCGCUAUCGGGAGCCCGCUCAGACGGUGAAGAUUGGAGCGGGUCAGACGGAGCGGCGGGACGCUGCCUGCGACGGGGACCAUGAGGAGCGGCGAGAGCCGUGGGGUCGAUAG
Dama dama (fallow deer) is the source of this 4311-nucleotide messenger RNA. Its product is annotated as zinc finger protein 91-like. The transcript is spliced from 9 exons. NCBI's taxonomy places the organism in Eukaryota, Metazoa, Chordata, Mammalia, Artiodactyla, Cervidae. Gene Ontology annotation, biological process: regulation of transcription by RNA polymerase II. Gene Ontology annotation, molecular function: RNA polymerase II cis-regulatory region sequence-specific DNA binding; DNA-binding transcription factor activity. The record is from RefSeq and is a predicted model, not a curated record.